Molecule: messenger RNA, 2864 nt
Organism: Cyprinodon variegatus (sheepshead minnow)
Lineage: Eukaryota; Metazoa; Chordata; Actinopteri; Cyprinodontiformes; Cyprinodontidae
Gene: b3gat2
Product: beta-1,3-glucuronyltransferase 2
Exons: 4
Coding region: 458-1372 (304 amino acids)
Biological process (GO): carbohydrate metabolic process; chondroitin sulfate proteoglycan biosynthetic process
Cellular component (GO): Golgi membrane
Molecular function (GO): galactosylgalactosylxylosylprotein 3-beta-glucuronosyltransferase activity
Source: RefSeq, a predicted model, not a curated record
CUGCUCCUCCCCUCCUGCCUUGCUUAUUAUCCUCAGACUCCGAGCUGCGCUCCGUCCUCGCCAAGUGAUGCUACUCGGCGGCGCACAUCCCUGCUUCGUCGAUGCAGAGAGGACCGCCAAGGUUUGUUUUCUUCGGAGGAAAAACGCGCACUGAGCGGCCGAACAUGGGAAUCUAUUAGGGGGGUUAUGAGAGAGUGAGCCGGAGGAAGGAAGAAAGGAAGGACGACAAGGAGGCGCAGAGGUCCCAUCAGAGAGCGGUGAAAGACUUGGAGGAACAGGGGGAGGAGGGAGGACUCCCUGGACGCAGGAUGGUUUAUCAGCCUCAAACAGUUUGAUCAGGAUUUUUGCGUUUGUGCGUUUGGGGUUAAAUACUCGAAAGGGCAGAUCGGAGUUACCUGGAUCCAUAUCUGUUUGUGAUGGAGUGAGAAAAAGAGCUCAUUGUAAGUUCGGAUCCGCCAUGAAAUCAGUGUUUUUCAGUCGUUUCUUUAUUCUCUUGCCCUGGGUCCUUAUUGUCAUCAUAAUGAUCGACAUCGACAGUAAGAGGGCGAUCCGGGCUCCGGUGCCUGGGCGCACGGGCAAGGCGCAGCGGAUCCCCCGUGGUGGCUCAAUUGGAGCCAGUGGAGCCCAGAACCAGUCAUCUCUCCCCAUCAUCUACGCAAUCACCCCCACCUACAGCCGGCCGGUGCAGAAAGCGGAGCUGACCCGGCUGGCCCACGCGUUCCGCCAAGUGCCCCGGCUUCACUGGAUCGUUGUGGAGGACUCGACCUCGCGCACCGACCUGGUGACGCGCUUUCUGGCCCGUUGCGGAGUGACAUACACACACCUGCACGUGUUCACUCCCCGCAGGUUCAAGCGCACCGGGAUGCCACGCGCCACCGAGCAGAGGAACGCGGCUCUCGCGUGGCUCCGGCAGCACAGGAGCAGGAGGGACUCCGGGGUGGUUUUCUUCGCGGAUGACGACAACACGUACAGCCUGGAGCUGUUCGAGGAGAUGCGCAGCACUCGAGGUGUUUCUGUUUGGCCCGUGGGGUUUGUGGGUGGCCGAUCAUAUGAGCGCCCCCUGGUGUCCGGGGGGAAAGUUGUUGGCUGGUACACUGGCUGGAGACCAGACAGACCCUUUGCUACAGACAUGGCAGGCUUUGCGGUGAAUCUCCAGGUGAUCCUUUCCAACCCGCGGGCGCUGUUCAAGAGGCGGGGGUCUCAGCCCGGGAUGCAGGAAUCUGACUUCCUGAAGCAGAUCACCAAGGUUUCUGAGCUGGAGCCCAAGGCCAACAACUGCACACGGGUGCUGGUUUGGCACACUCGCACAGAGAAACCACACCUGGCAAAUGAGCCCAAACUUAAGAAGGACACUGUGGACAUCGAGGUGUGACUGCAGCCGUGCGUCACGCCUCAGCAUUACAUCCUGAAUGGAGGGGCAAAGACUCUUAGGAUCUGCAUGAUUCAUGACUCUCUGCUGUUCAUCCAAAUAAUUCCUUGGGGGAACUGGACUCAUUUAAGAGAACUGGAACAUCUUGGACCAUUUGUUUUCUUCCAUCUGCUUCCUGCUGAUGUAAAUACAAAAGUAAAUGUAAUAUAUUGCGCUGCUGAACAGAGUGCCAUAUGUGUCUCUUUUAAUCAUUGUGUUGUCAAAUUGACUGUGGGACGAUGUAUGAAAAGGUCAUUUAGAUUAGGGCUGGGCGAUAUGAAGAAAAUCCUAUAUCGCAAUGUAUUUGGGCUAUAUCGUGAUAUACGAUAUAUAUCACUAUAUGUUUAAAUUACCUGCAUAAACAGUAGAGUGCAUAAAAUUGCACUGAUAUACUCAUUCAGACUUUUGGUUUCAAAUUUAAAACAUUUUAUUUUAACCAGCGGAAAGCUUUUCACUAAUAACUCUGCCACAUUAUGUAUUUGGGUGUCAGUAUUAGAUCUUUAGCAAGAUCCUAGCAACCAAAGAGGAUACAAUGCAAAAACGGUCUUUGGUAUAUAAUUUAAAAAAAAAAUUCAGAAUGAACAAAGAAAUUGACCUUAAAUUAGUAAAAAGAAAGUGGAAAUACUGUUCAAAAAAUUAGAGCAAAAUCAGACCAUCUCGAAACUAUUUGCAUUGACCUUUAGGUGCUGGGAAUUUUAAAGGGCACAAAAAGUUGUAAAAUUGAGAAUAUUGCAAAGUUUAGAGAACGGCUGCAAAACUUCUGAACAAGACCACAUCACAUCACAGGUAGAGUAUCUAAAAAACAUUAAAAUAUGUAAUAAAUAGCGUCAGUGAUUUCCCUUUUUUCUCUCAUAUAGAAUUGCUUUUUCAAAUGAUGAGCCACUUCACAGCUGAUUUAUUUAACAUUUGAGCUGGUGGGAGAUGCUGACAUGCAGAGUUUACAACAUUGUUCAUUUUGCAGCGGAUGACUUUUCAGGUGUUGGAAUAAAUUUGUACUCCUACCUUUUGCAGCAAUGGUUUUUGCGUCAUUUCUUACAAAUUAGCGCCUUUUGUUCGACGACCUUUGCAUGAAAUCCAAACCAUUGCCAUAUAUUACUUAGCUGAAACACUUGCUGUCGCCAUAUUUCCUUUACGGGUUGCUGUAGUCUGCAUUCCACGCAGAAAAUAAUCCCCUUUGGAGGAGGGUUUUAUGAUGCACUCAAAGUGUGUGGGGAAAAAUAAAACUCAGUGAAAUAGAAGCAGAGAGCUUAAAGUCGUUAUGAAAAUUUGUACUAGAUGGUUGCAAUAGUCAUUUUAACUAUGGUGCGUGGAAAAACUUGAGAUAUAUUGAGUAUAUUCGAUAUAUCGCCCACCCCUAAUUCAGAAAAUCUGUGAUUGCUUACUUUGAUCAUGUAAAAGCUGGUGUUUUCUGUUUUGGAAACUGCUGUUAAUAAAACAUGCUCAGUUUCAUUCCCCU